UUUGUCAAACUUUAUCUGUUUGGGAAAUUCAAAAUUAUUGUAUAAAAAAUAUUAUACUUGAAAAUUUUGAGUGUUUGCAACGUUUUGAUUAACUUUAAAUAUAAUAAAAAUAAGAUAAUUAAGAAAUGGAUGAAGAUAGUUCGCAAAAAGAUCAAAACUGUGAAAAUACCGUAAACAUAAAGGAUGAUAAUUCUUCCGAAAAUUUCCAGAAGUUUAUAUACGAACUAUUUGAAAAAAAUGGUGUACUCAGUGAUCUUCGAGCGUACUUACGUGGACAUAUUGUUAAUGUUUUAAAAAACGUUAAUACAGGUGAGCCUCCAAUGUGUCAGAAACAUUUUGCUCAGCGUCUUGAACUUACAUUUCAAGCUUUAAAUAUACUUGUCGCUGAAUAUUUAUUACGUUUGGACUUUACUUAUAGUUUAUCAGUGUUUAUAUCAGAGAUUCCUUUAGCUAACAUGGUGUUUGAUUUGGCUAAUUCUCUUUUACAAACUAAAACUGAUGAUGAUUAUAAAGAUUUGAGAUUUAAGGACAGUGAUGUUUGGUGUGUUUUAAAUUAUUUAGGUAUUAAGUGUGAUUCAGAGACUGCAUCUAAUAUAGUAUAUAUGUAUAGAGAAGAGGCUAAAUAUCCACUGUUACUAUGCAUUCUCAAAUGUUUACCAAUGUUUCAUAAGCAACCAGAGACUUUUGAAUGCCUAAAUACUUCAGAAGCCAGUAUGUCGGGUAGUUCUAAAGUGUCAGUUGACAGUUAUAUGAAAAGCGCGGGAAAGAAAACAAAUUCAUUGACAAUAUGCAAACAUUAUGCCUUUUGUGACAGCUGUAAACAGAGAAUGGCAAGAAUACAAAGGAAAUAUAAAUACAAAAAAGAAGCUUUAUAUAAGGACUCAAAGUCCAAUGAUAUGUUUAAACAUGAGGGUUUGAUUAAAAAUAUCGAUGUUAUGGAAAGAGAAAUUAUCGAAGAGAUGUUCAGUCAGUUGAGGACAGUGUAUGAGACAGAAGUGGAGAUGGUGCGUGAGGAAGAAGAGAGGAAGAUCAAGAGGUCUUUAGCCAAUCACGCUCUUAUACUGCAGAAGAGAUAUGAUGAGAUGGAAGAAUCAUUUAAAGCGCGUGAAGCUGAGUUGGAGUCAAAUGUGCAAGAGAAGAAAAAGUUUUUAUGGGGUUUAGCGCGCGCCUUGCGAGAUCAGCACUCCAACAUGUCUGUAGCAAUGGAUACUGUACAGAUGGAGACUGAACGACUGAACAACAAGGAAGAAAUUCUACAAAAUCAAAUCAAAGAAGCUGAACAUACUUUGAGAAAAAGAGGAGAAGAGAUGAGAAAUCAGAUAACAAACGAAAUGAUACAAUUAGAGUCACGCUUAAACUCUAUGAGGAUAGAAAGAGAUGAGAUAGAAAGAGAGAGAUGCGAAUUGGAGAAGUUAAAAGAAAUAUGCGACAGCAAUACUAAGAUAAGUUUACACAAUAUAAAAGAAAGAGACGAAUUGAAUUCACAAUACGAUUUAUUAAGAGAUGAAUUAUCAUGUUUGAAGAAACAUUUCUCUAACAAAUGUCUAGUGGAAACAGGGGUUAUGACUGAUAAAGAAAUUAAUACGGGAAUGAAUAAUGAACAAGAUAUAGAACGUGCUGUAAGAAGUGAAGACAUACGGAGACCAAAUCAAUUAGUUAAUGAUCUAAAGAAAUUAAAAAAUGUUAAUUUCAAUCAGAGUAAUUUAGAAGAUAUGGCAGAAGGCAGUCGUUCGUCUCUAUUAGAAAGUGCAGCAGAGCGCGGCAGACAUCUUGAGUCUAUGUUGCGACAUGAGAAUGAUCGUCUUAAAGCAUUCGCUGAACAGCAACGCGAGCAUAUCGACGAGCUUGCUCGCGAGCAAGUGCGGCUGCGCGCCGAGCUGGUGGCGGCAAGGCUCGGCUCGCCGCGCCCGCGUACUGCGCCUUCACUCCUGCCUCCGACACAAGGUGUGAACCCGAGCGGUGUGCGGGGUGCGUGCGGGCUGCGGCGCGGCGCGGGCGAGGAGCUGAGCGUGUUCCCACAGCCGAGAACCUUGCUGCCCACUGACCCCAUACCAUUCCUCGGCACCUUGUCCCACACGCGCGCAGACAGACAUGCAGACAGACACGCGGACACACGCCGGUACAUGAUAAAUCAAUGGCGGGGACUUCGGCGUCUGCCCCCCACCACCCCGCCUGCCCCGCCCGCCCCGCAGCCCGGCUCAUCUACACAACAGACAUUAAGUCGCGUGCGACAGCUAGUAGACUAUAUAUAUCUGGAUGAAGUUAAUGUUGUUUUUAAUUUAGAUGAAGAAGAUAUGAACGUGCGACAAAGAGAGCAGCAAGAAGCAGGCUCUUGUGUCUUAACUGAAGAUAAAGAGGACAGUGAUCAACAACCACCAGAAAUUGUGAUAGAAGGGAAAAAAAGAGAAAAAAGUCCAAAAUCAGUUUUACGUGAAGCCAAACAGAAGUUGAGAAACAAAGACAUUAAAAAACAAGAAGCAAACACAUCGCGAGAGAAAAGUCCCAACUCGAUGCUUCGUGAAGCAAAACUGCGGCUACGGAAAUUGGAGAUUGAAGCGGAAGCUGUAGAGAAGUCUUACAUGGACUUCAAGAGGAGAAGGAACGAGUUGAGAAGAGAAGAUGAGAAGUUCACAGAAGAGAGUGUUCCAGUUGUAGGAGAAAGUUCACAUAACUUAAUUGGACAAUUAAGUACAAUGGAGAAAAAUAAGGAAGUAAUUGAUAAUGAUGACGUCAAAGUUAAAGUAACAAAAGACUUUUCACACAGCGACUUUGAUAAAUAUUUCAGGGAAUAUCAAAAUAAAGAAAUUAUGAAACCGUAUUUUAGUAAUAAAACUACAACAGCAAAUAAAAUUAAACCGAUUCCGAUCGCUUAUAAAAUGGCGGACGAUACAGAAGUUAUACGAAAUGUAGAUUAUAUAAAUACACCUUUAAAUGAAUUCAGAAAACUUUAUCAUAAUGAUAAACCGAGACGUGUUCAAAAUAUUCAAAAAGAGAUAACAAACGAGAGUGUCAUAGAUAUAAAUGAAACUAAUAAAGAUAUUAAAAAAAUAGAUUUAGAAAAAUCCGACGUAUUAGAUGAAAUUAAUUUAAAUAAUCAAAUUUAUGAAAUAUCAAAUGAUAACAUACCUUGUAGAGAUGAUAUUGAAAAUGAUGAAAAAUCAUUAUUGAAAGUAGAAUUAGAUAAUAUUGAUUCGGCGAACGUUAAAAUAGACGAAGGUGAUUUAAUGGUUGUCAUAGAAACUUCCAUAGCUAGUGAACUAACAGUUUCACAAGAUGAUAUUAAUCCAGUCAGUAUAAUAGUAACACCUAAAGAUCUAUCUGAUAAUAAUAAAGAAUCAAAAUCAUCAUUUUCUAUUAAAAGUUCAUCAAAAUCUAAAGAAUCACCAGAGAAAGCGGCUCGUUUGACAAGAAAAGAUGUUUUAAACGCUAUAUUUGAUAUUGAAGCAAAAGAUAUAUCCAAUGGAGAUAUUUGUAUGGAUGAUUCUAAAGAUGGACUCGACUCAAUAGUAGCGGAUAGCGAUAUCAAAGAUAUUGGUGAUGAGUUCUUAGCUGAUGUAGAUAAUUACAACAGCAGAUCUGAUCUUGGGAAUUCCCCGAUAUCCCACGCUAAGACCUCCGAUGAUGAAAUAUUUUGGGAUUAACUGUGGGUUUCUGAUACUAAAACCUCUAUAUGUCAUCACUGUCAUUAUCAUUGACAAAACAGAGAUAUUGUUUUAAAAUUUAUAUCUCAGAAACCUACCGUAAAUGAUAUAAAAAAAACAACA
Molecule: messenger RNA, 3764 nt
Organism: Papilio xuthus (Asian swallowtail)
Lineage: Eukaryota; Metazoa; Arthropoda; Insecta; Lepidoptera; Papilionidae
Exons: 18
Coding region: 126-3641 (1171 amino acids)
Molecular function (GO): protein binding
Source: RefSeq, a predicted model, not a curated record